GAGUGAGAGUAAGAGAGGGUUCUUGUUUUUGCGGAGCGUCAUUCUUUAUGAACGGCACACAGAGCAGGAGGCGUCUCUCCACAUUCACUCGUAUCAUCUUCUGCGUUGAGAGGACGAUGCCUUUCAGGACCGGACUUUUUCUCCUGAUGGUGCUGAACGCAUCUGCAUACGAACUGGAUCAGAACGAGUCUUAUGCGCCAAGGAGAGCACGCUUCUCUGCCAACAGCCCUUCAGAUGUGGCACGCUGUCUCAACAGUGCCCUCCAAGUUGGCUGCGGAGCCUUCGCCUGCCUGGAGAACUCAACUUGUGACACAGAUGGCAUGCACGACAUCUGCAAGUCCUUUUUAUACAGCGCUGCUAAAUUUGACACUCAGGGUAAAGCAUUUGUGAAGGAGAGCCUUAAGUGCAUUGCUAAUGGCAUCACCUCGAAGGCAUUCCCCACCAUCCGUCGCUGCUCCACCUUCCAAAGAAUGAUAUCCGAGGUCCAAGAGGAGUGUUACAGCAAGCUGGAUAUCUGCACUGUGGCCAGAUCUAAUCCAGAUGCUAUUGGUGAAGUGGCACAGCUGCCAAGUCACUUCCCCAAUCGGUUUUAUGGAAAGCUGCUGCAAAGCCUGAUGGACUGUGACGAGGACACGGUGGACCGCGUCAGGACCAGCAUGGUGUCACGGCUGGGCCCAGAGAUGACCAUGCUUAUCCAGCUGCUGCAGAACAAGCCCUGCACGUCCACCGCUGUAGCUGCAGCUGCCGCCAUCCCAACAGGAGUGGAGGGCCGUGGGAGCUGGCGCUGGCCCAUGGGCCCCCAUUUGUACAAGAUCCAGCCUAAUCUGCGAAACAGAGACCCUGCCAGUCAUUUCGGCAAAAAGCGCUCUGCCAGUGACAGCUCCUAACUUCCGCUCAGUCAAAAAACAAACAAAAAAAAAAAAA
This is a messenger RNA of Solea solea (common sole), 924 nucleotides long. RefSeq names its product stanniocalcin 1 (gene stc1). The record is from RefSeq and is a predicted model, not a curated record. Gene Ontology annotation, molecular function: hormone activity. The transcript is spliced from 4 exons. Gene Ontology annotation, biological process: intracellular calcium ion homeostasis. Bases 48 to 887 code for a protein of 279 amino acids. Lineage: Eukaryota; Metazoa; Chordata; Actinopteri; Pleuronectiformes; Soleidae. Gene Ontology annotation, cellular component: extracellular region.